Messenger RNA from Spirometra erinaceieuropaei, 579 nucleotides. The record is from the annotation of a GenBank genome assembly. NCBI's taxonomy places the organism in Eukaryota, Metazoa, Platyhelminthes, Cestoda, Diphyllobothriidea, Diphyllobothriidae.
AUGCUCUGGCCACCACCUAGGCUGAUUUCCGAGGUGAAGCACGAAGGCUUCACCCUCCUCAGCCAGGAAUCCACCUACAUACGCGACAAGCAGACCUCCGCAGAGGGAGAUGCCUGGUUGUUAGACUUCUAUGAGGCCGAGGAGAGUCUGCUUAACCAGGGCUCUCGUCAACUCUGUUUGGACGUCCUAACCACCCUAGUGGAACGCCAUCUAACCUCCAACUGCGCCAGCAGUGAAGAAGGCGGCCAACAACAGCAUGUGGAUGAAUGCUAUGGAGCAAAGCUGGGUGCCGAGAGUCCGCUCAUCUAUGACUACUACAUAAAAACCUUGCUGUUGCAUGAGUGUGAGAAACAUCCGCAUGAAGAGGACUGGACGGAGUUUACCAUCCCUGACCGGAUUAGUGGGAUCUUACUGCAACUAAUUUCCUGUCUGCAGCAUCGUCACUGUCCGCAUUACUUUCUGCCUCAAUUGAACCUCUUUCGACGUCAGACGCCCUUGGCCAUGGAGCUGGCAGCUCGAAGGGCCUGGAGCCUGCUACGAACAUUAAUUACCUGUCCGACGGCCUUUGAAAGACUCUGA